UGUCGCAACACUCGCAUUGAAUCCUCGUCCAGGUCUUGCGAACGUCGGUUACUGCUCCAAGACGACAGACCGCAGUCGCUGUGUCCAUUGCUCGUGAUGGCUUUAGCCCCGGAGACUCGAGUCCUCCGGGUGAAGGACGCCUGACCAGUCAUAUGUCCAACUUAGACACUAUCACGCUGAUCCGAUGAACCCAUGGGGAGAACGAAGCCAACUCGUGCAACAAUGAAAGGUAUUCGGAAAUCUAGAAAAGGGGAAUCUACAAAGACACCAGGAGAGAUAGUCGCCUCAGACACCCUUUCAUCUCAAGCCACUGAAAAUGCAAAUCCCGUGCCUGACAGUGACGUGGCCACUGUCAGCCUGCUCACUGUGGAAUUCUUUCCAAGUCCUCCAAAAAGAGGCAGGAGAUGGAUGGGACAGACACAAGAAGCACGUCUGACCUCCACACCUGUCCACAGCUCCUCCACUGACGUCCUAUCCAGCAUAUCACAGACCCCUACCAAAGCAAAACAGGUGGAGCUGGAGUACACUGAACUCGUCACUCAGUUAAAGACGUCAGAGGUGGAAUCUCCGUGGUCUCGAAUCAAAACUCAAAGCAGACGUAGGAAGGCGGAUGCUUCCCAGCCGAGAGCAGUUCUUAAAAGGCUGGUUAAGGAGCCGGCGCAGACCUGCAGUCCAACCAACGCUCCCGCGGCCGAGUGCCGACGAGGCAGGACGCGGAUGGGACCGACGCAAGAAGCACGUCUGACCUCCACACCUGUCCACAGCUCCUCCACUGACGUCCUAUCCAGCAUAUCACAGUCCCCUACCGAAGCAAAACAGACGUCGGAGGGAGAUUCGCCGUGCUCCCAAUCGAAUGAAAUCAAAACUCAAAGCAGAUGUAGGGGGGCUGAUGCUUCCCAGCCGGGAGCAGUUCUUAAAAGGCUGGUUAAGGAGCCGGCGCAGACCUGCAGUCCAACCAACGCUCCCGCGGCCGAGUGCCGACGAGGCAGGACGCGGAAGGCCCAAAAGGACGCCACUGCUCCGAUAGCCAAACGCUUGAGACCAAGAUUUGAACUGGAGACGCUUGACUCAUCAUCUGAAGACGAGUCAUUGCUGCUGUCUUCAGACUUCUCGAUUGAGCGGAGUCGCCAUGAGGAACCGCCGCCGCCUUUGUCCUUCAAGGAGGAUGAGGGAAGUGAGGAGGAUGAGCUUCCAAGUUUCUUGAUGCAGGUUGACAAAAAGCCCAUUACAGGGGGAGUGUUUGUGUGGCACAAAUUCAGAAAUCAUCCAUUCUGGCCAGCAUUGGUGAAAAGUGUGAACCGUAAGCAUAAAAAAGCCAGCAUCAUGUUCAUUGAUGACCCAUGUAUUACCAAAAAAGGGUUUACUGUGGCCCUGAAAACUCUGAAGCCUUUUGACUGUGAAGAAGCCGAUGAGCUUCGGUGUAAAGCCAAAGAGAAGUAUAAUGCUGCAAUGGAGUGGUCCUGGGAGCUCAUAACAGAUUACAGGAUACGGAUAGCCUGUGGCUCAUUUUCUGGCUCCUUCAUCGAGUACUUCGCUCAUGACAUGAGCUAUCCAGUGAGGAGGACGUACCCGCAGGCCGCCUCUGAGAGACUAACCAUCACCAGUGACCCAAUGGUGGAGGCGCUGGGUGGCGGGCAUAAGGAGGACCGCUCCAGUGAGCAGCACGAGGAGGUCGGCAGGAGUCUAAAGAGGCUGCUGCCAGACCGGAGUCACGCCGCCCACAACCGCGCGAACGAGAAGCUCGUACAUUUCAUUGUGAAGCAGCGCAUGGCGGACGAACGCCUUCUGGCUGUGAUCCGUGGGCAGCAGCAGUCCAGGUGGCUUCGCUCCUUUCAGAGUGCGAGUCGGAGACGGGUGGUGAACAUUUACCUGGAAGAUGACCAGCAGCUGGACCAGGUCUACUGGUACCUGAACGAGCUCUACGCAACAGCCGGGGCCACCGCCCCUUUACUGGCAGAGAUCAAAUCGAUGGAGGAGCGUGUCCCCUUUGUUCUAGAUGUGCUUCUUCCUGAGGCCAUCAUCUAUGCCAUAGCUGGGGUGGACAAUGUCACAGUAAAAAAGGCAGAAGAAAAGUACCUCAAAGGACGAUGUAUAAGUAACCGGGAAAGGCAGGAGUUUGACUUGAUGAUUGACCGGCAGAUGAGGAAAAAAUCAAAGCGUCAGAAUGCUUGCGUGGCGCAUUGUGCCGACACCAUCAGUUAGCAGAGUAUUGUCAAACAGGAAACCUAUUUUUUUUAUUUGUUGUUGUUUUUGUUAUCAUUAUAGCAGAUUUGUGUGUGUUUUUAUAGUUAUGUGGACUCAUUUGACCCCUUUUAAGUUGCAGUGUAAAUUGUUUAAAAGUUGUUCAAAGGGAGGACUCACAGAAAACGCCACAAAAAUCAUUUUAAGAUGUCGUAAUAAUGAUCACAAUUGGUGGAAAAUCUGAACUUUCAUAACUACGUUACUGUUUACUAAGAAUAUACUGUAUACACUGCCUAAUCCCUCUCAGAGCUUUUCUCAUCAAUUAAAGAAUUGCUGUCUGUAUACGCUUGGGGGGCUUCUCUUUUUUUAAUGAAGCAUUUUGUCCCAGAGCAAAGGCUUUCACACAAUAAAGGAGUGACACGUGCCAAAUAUACAACUUUCAUCACAAUACAGAACAUACUGAGCCAACAGUGCGACCAUGAGGGAGCCAAAAAUGAACCCUUUCACUAAAAAUGUCACUUGUUUUAAAAAUGAUUUUUUUUAAACAUUACACUGCCAUCAUGUGCUUUUAACGGUAUUGAUUCUAGUUCAAUUUUUUAAUAAAAUUCUUUGAAGACCGCUUU
Molecule: messenger RNA, 2804 nt
Organism: Pseudoliparis swirei
Lineage: Eukaryota; Metazoa; Chordata; Actinopteri; Perciformes; Liparidae
Product: PWWP domain-containing DNA repair factor 3A
Exons: 15
Coding region: 193-2202 (669 amino acids)
Source: RefSeq, a predicted model, not a curated record